AUGCCGGUGGUGAACACUGCAAACUUUGUGGAUCGCCUUCGUGACGUCACUAAACGAAUCGAUAUCCGGCCGACUCUGCAGAAUGUCUCUCGACGUUGGCAGGGCGCUUAUGAGGCACUGGCGGUCGGUUCACCAUUCCAAGUGCAAGAGUUCUACAAGUACAUAAAAGUGUACAAACAAUGCCCGUCCAACGAUCUGAUCUUUAUGAACAUGACUGUUCAAUUGGCCAGAGCGGCAUUGUUCCCAACGAAGAGUAUGUUCAAGCAAAUGCUGAAAUUCGAGAAGCACAUGGAUGAUCUAAUUGUGGCGGAAGGACACAAUGGAAUCUAUGGAUCGCGUGGAGUAAGCGCAUUUACUUUCUCUUUUGAAGACUAAUCGUUCGAGUUCAGAUUGAAAUCCUCGCCUGCCACAACGAGCAGUUCAUCAAGAGCUACCGCAAGUUCAAACGCCGACAAGACAUGAAAAAAGUGGAGAAGGAUAUGAAGGCGGCCAAGAAACAUGUGAGUAUCUGUGCGAAUGUGUAACCUGAUAAUCUUGUUUUUGUUCUUCCAGUCUAAAAUUCUGGCGGCCGUCAAAGAAGCUCGCGCCAGAGUCCGACACGCGGAGAUGAUGAGGAACGAGGCGCCUCUCAUCUAUCCGACAGUUGUUCAUGUUCCGCAUUCUCAGAAGAUCGUUAUGCCCAUUAUUGGUCCCCCAGUCUUGGUUCAAACCGAGCCAGUGAACGUGUCAGAGAAAGUCCCAAUCGUGCCCGUUGUCGAGGUUCCUGUUGCUCAAGUGACCGACGAGCUGACAGAAAUCAAAAAGUAUUGCGAAAUUCUGAAAACGCACAUGGAGGAGGCUGAAAAGAAGAGAGAAAGGGAUGACGUGGCUGAGAAGAUGAAUGAGAUGGUCGAGCAGCUCAUUUCGACGGCCAAUAAGACGGAAGCGGAGGGGCAAUCUGAAAAGGAGGACGAUGAGUCAGAAGAAGAAGAAGAUGAAGACGAUGAUGACGUGGAUCGAGAGGAAAAAGAAGAAGAGGACGAGAAGAGUGCACCGUGUCACGAGGAUUCCCAUCAAGUUGAAGACAAAGAGGUCAGUGGGGAGGAAACGAAGAUUCUUCUGGAAAAGGACAUGUCCUUGGAAAGUGCGGAGAGCGAUGACGACUUCGAAAAGGAAGACGCGGCAGAGUCCGACGAUGACGACGUGGAAAUGGAGAGGAUCGAGGAGAAGGAAAUCGAGUCGCUCGAGUACGAAUUGCUCUGA
Molecule: messenger RNA, 1242 nt
Organism: Caenorhabditis sp. 36 PRJEB53466
Lineage: Eukaryota; Metazoa; Nematoda; Chromadorea; Rhabditida; Rhabditidae
Source: the annotation of a GenBank genome assembly